This is a messenger RNA of Podarcis lilfordi (Lilford's wall lizard), 7305 nucleotides long. The record is from the annotation of a GenBank genome assembly. NCBI's taxonomy places the organism in Eukaryota, Metazoa, Chordata, Lepidosauria, Squamata, Lacertidae.
UUCAGAAUCAAGUGCAGCGUGAAAUCAAAUACACCCUCAAAUCAAUGCCAUGGAUCAGUAUCCCCACGGUUGCCAUCUUCUUUGCUGAAGUCAGAGGCUACAGCAAACUCUAUGAUAACAUUGAAGACUCUCCUUAUGGUAAGGAAACUGCUUAGCAUGUCCUCUUUAUUGGGUCAAAGUCUCUGUCCUUUCCUUACCUCAAGAGUCCACUUUAUGUAACUUAUUUCUCAUUUCUUCUAACCACCAUUUGUUGUACAUAGGAUGGCCUCUUAUUUAUUUCUUCUCAUGGGACCUUGCUACAUAUGACAUGCAUAUUAAAGCCCAAGCACUAGAAACAAAGGGAAUCAGAUCAUUAGUCCAUCUAGCGCAGUACUGUGUGCACAGACUGGCAGCAGCAUUCCAGGGUUUCAGGCAAGUGUCUCUCCCAGCACUACCUAGAGAUGCUGGGGCCUUCUGCAUGCGCUACCACUGAGCUCUGAUAUUUCCCCAUUGUCCUUGUUUUGGGGAGGGAAGGGGUUGAGUGUGCAAAAGCAGGAAAAGAUAGAGUGCAAAACCCCACCUGCUGUUUCUCUCCUUCAAAUUCCUUCCACAACUUGAACAGAUGCUGGCAAGGACAGUAGAAUCACAGGAAUGUAGAAUUCGAAGGGAUCCCCAAGGGCCAUCUAGUCCAACCCCUGCAAUGCAGAAAUUGCAGCUGAAGAAUAUCUGAGAGAUGGCCAUCCAGUCCCUGAGCUAGCUUUUCAAUUGCACACCCUCCUCAGUCUCAGGCUAUACUGCACACCCCUCAUUUCAGCCUUGCCUUCACACUGACCACCAGCGCAGAGAGCAAAAAACACCCUGCUAUUUACUUUGAAGCACCAGAUGGGCAACUAUCUCCACUGUCUGUCAUGGGAUAUUUAUGCCACUGCUGAAUCUUGCUCACCUGCCAUGCAGGUAAUAAGGGUAUAAUUAUUAGGAGAUCUUCUCCAGCCAGUGCUGUGAGGUGGGCUGCCACUGCUUCCUUCCCCAACAGAAUUCUUCCAGGAUGUGCAGCUUUUGUGGGCUUCCCUUACACUUAAACAUGCAUGGAAGAAAAUGCACCUAACCCUACUUUAUGGAGAAUAAUGAGGGCCAUUAUCGUGGAGGAACUCAUGGGAUUUGUAGAGACAGAAGGGUCAUCUAGUCCAGCGCACCCACCACAAUGCAGGAAUCACAGCUGAAACAUCCCUGACAGAUGGCCAUCCAACCUCUGCUUAGAAACCUCCAAGGAUGGAGAGUCUUUUCUGAGGGAGUCUGUUCCACUGUGAAACAGCACUUAUCAGAAUCCCCUCCACCCCAAUGUUUAGUCAGAAUCUCCUUUCUUAUAAAUUGGAUCAGUUAGUUUGUGUCCUCCAAUCUGGAACAGAAGAAAAUAAGCUUACUCCACACAAGGGAAGUAUUGCUCAAAUUUGUUUCUCAGCUCUGACUCAGCUCAUCUUCUGGGCACCUGGGCAGAUCACUCAGCAACCUCCUUGGGAUGGGGAGUUUUUCCGCUGCAGCUUUACAACAGCAUUUCAGCCCACAUAUUACUCACCCCCAUAUAAAAGGCAGAGACACACACAGAGCGCGCAAAUUGUAGGGAGAAAAGUUGCUUACAAAGUAAUGAGGCUUCCAGUGAAAUCCCGUAUCAGGCACUUCUCAUCUGGAGAAAGUGAAGGAGAAAGAAGCUCCCAGAGUGCCCUUAGCAACAGCCUUAACAAGAGGACAGGGCUGGUCAUGAGCCAGCCAUGUGUGAGUGAGGCAAAGUAUUAUGUGUGUCUGAGAAUAUCUAUUAUGCUCACCUUUUAGCCAUGGAGAGAGCAAUCAGCAUCCGAAGUUGCUGUGGCAAGGGUACAACAAUUCAGUUGACCACAGAUGAUUGACAAGUGAUAUCAGAUGACAUUGUCUGAUUGACAUGGGGAAACAGUUUAGCAAAGAAGUGGCCAAGUUGAACCCCCUGGAAGGCAAAGAAUGGUCUGCAGGCCAGACGUUCUGAGCUCCUGUUGUAGGUCAGCAACAUCUAAAGCAGUGCCUUCGGCUUAGUCAAUAUUUGUUUCUAAAGCACCUUUGUACUUAUUUGAGCACCUUGCCAUGGUAAACUGUCCGGCUGGAGUUGCUCUUCAGGUUUUAUCUCUUUAGCCUUCAGAUCCUUUCCAAUGUAUUAAUUAGCUCUGUUUGCUUGAGAUUCAGUGUUGCCAAAGGCUCAAGUAAGGAAACUUCUUUCAAAAUGGAUUUCAUAAAAACUACUUUUUGUUUUCAUAAUCCAAUAGUGUACAAAUCCAGAAAUAUUCUAAACAUUCUUAAAUGUCUGUUUAAAAAAGAAACUCACGCCUUUCUUUUUUUUCUAGGUUGGUUUGGUGUUAUCCUCAGCAUGCUCUCUUUCCUCUUCUUUACUGAUAUGUGUAUCUACUGGAUUCAUCGAUUUCUCCAUCAUAAGCUUUUGUAUAAGGUAUGGCAAAGUGUUAAAUAGUAAGACAUGCUUAGAGAACGGUGCACCCAAUCUGGAGGAUGCAUUCCAUGUGCAGAUGAGGGUGGAGUGAAGGGACUCUCCAUGUAUCAAGGCAGUAUAUCCCUCAUUACCAGAUGCUGGAGACAAAAGGCAGGGAAGGACCCUCAGUUUCAUGCCUUGCUUCUGACUGGCUGCUGGUGCAAAUAGAAUGCUAGAGUAGAUGUACCUCAGUCUGAUCCAUGAAGGCUUUUCUAGAGUUCCUACAAGGAUCAGCCAGUUUGGAGAUAGGAAACACUUGCAUCCAUUGUGCUCUUCUCUAGCAUUGUUUCCUCUGCAGCAAAUCAGUUAUGUGGUCAUAUGCAGCAGUAGGGUAAGCCAGGUAGCAUGUCGCUGCUUCUUAAGCUUUUCUGAGUUGUGCUGUUUGAGUCUAAUUUCUCGGUUCAGUGUCUACAUAACUUGCUUUACUGUAGACCACUAAUAAUAGGAUUCAAGGCAGAUGUGUGUGAAGCUGUGUGAUAAAUGUAUACUUUGAGGUAGGAAACUUAUGAAUAUGCAUCUGGCCCUAGAGGCUACUUGCUUAACUUGCAGGAAAAGCCAGAGAACUAAAAGAUUAGCACCAGCAGCCCACUGUUGAUAGGAUCAAGUGCAAAGGAUGGUACGGCCCCGAGGUUGGUGCAGCAUGGCAAUAAGAAAAGAAAACCAAGGAGUUACCUUUCUCCAACUGCUAAGGGGGUACCGUUAUUGUGGUGCUAGAUCUCAAGGCAUUGGAGUAUAGUAGAGCUGGAAAAGUUAUCCAAAAGGGUGGCAAAAAUGAUGAGAGAAUGGAACUUUUUCUUUAAAAGAAAAGUUUUAAAAAGUGUAAUCAAAACAUAGGACAGAACAUAGUGGCUGCAAGGACAGACAUAGUACAGAUGUAUAAAUCAUGAAUAGCACAGAGAAAGAAAUUGAUGUAGCCCAACAAAAGGAAGUAUUUCAGACACUCAGUAAUAUAUGGAUUUCACUCUUUUCACCAAAUAACUUGAUAGUAGUUGUCUCUCUUUUUUCUAAACUAAAAAGCCUUAGAUGCGUUAAUUCUUCCUUAUGGAAAGUGUGGUCCAAUUUGACAGUUACAUUUCCCUUUUCUGUAUCUCUCUUUCCACCCAUCAACUCUCCACACUUUGCUUUUUAAAGACUGUGAACUAGGUUUUAAAUGUAGCCGGGCCAGGGGUUCAUGUAGCAGAAUUGUGAUCUUUGCCAUCUUAUUUUUCAAUAAAAUAAAAGCCUAGCUUGAUUCUCACAUACCUGUCGUAGCCACACACACAAAUAAUCCACCACCUCUCUGUCUGGGCAUCUCAGAAUGUUCUUUCCUUGCGACGGGUGACGCUUUCUGUUGCUGUAUUAAAGUGAAAGUGUUCUGGGCUCUUUCUUGUUUUUAUUCUAAGGUUCUAAUUCCUCUCUUUCCUUCCACAGCGUUUGCACAAGCCCCAUCACCUGUGGAAGAUCCCAACUCCAUUUGCAAGCCAUGCUUUUCACCCCAUGGAUGGCUUCCUUCAAAGCGUCCCUUAUCACAUCUACCCAUUCCUUUUUCCCCUGCACAAGAUGACCUAUUUGGGCCUCUAUGUCUUCGUCAAUAUCUGGACAAUCUCCAUCCAUGACGGGGACUAUCAUGUUCCUGGCAUACUGAAGGAAAUUAUCAAUGGUGCCGCCCAUCACACUGAUCACCAUUUGUACUUUGAUUACAACUAUGGCCAGUAUUUUACACUCUGGGAUAGAAUUGGGGGCUCAUACAAAAACCCUUCUUCUUUUGAAGGGAAAGGGCCCCAUGAUUAUUUGAAAAAGCUGAAAGAAAGCAAAUUGAGCAGUUUUAAAAAUGGCUGUGGGGAUGAGGGAGUGCUAGAGGAAGGCAGUUUUAAAAAUAAAUAGGCUCCUCCCUCUCCAAGGAUCAGAAAGCCCUAUAUGCAUUAUUUUUAAAUAACUAUAUAAACUUCCCUCUCCUGUAACACUACUGGGAGACAGGCACUGUAGACAUCACUCAGAUAUCUUGGUGAUGGAAUUAUAUAAUUGAGAACUAAGUUGUUCUGUAAUGAAGACUACACUUGGUAAGGCAGAAAUACAUAAGUUGCGAGUUGCAGAGCAACAACUUUGUUGUAUACAGUAAUGGAGAAAAUGCCUGUAGCUGAUGAUGCUAAUGGUAAGUUAAUUUGGGAACACUGCUUUUUCUUGCACGAUACAUAGGAGCCGAAAUCUGACAUGAACUCUGUUGCCAUUGGAAUGAGUUUAGAAGCCAUUUGCUUCUUUGUGCGACCCUUAACACUCUUGAAUCCAUAGUUUGCAGUUAAGUUAAAAUUCCAGCAAGAUGCUAGAAGUCAGUGUGUGGAGUUGACAAACUAGAUAGCUGCCUUUGUGACUGCAUUUACUAGCGUGAAAAUGGGCUUGCAGGAUGAAUAUCAAACAUGCAACAUUCAUGUCACUUUCUGUUUUCCAAGUGCCCCAGUUUAUCAGAGAAGAUAAUACGGGUGGUUUUUCAUGAAGCAUCACUUGUCCAGAUUGCUUUAUAGGUUGUUUUCAAAAGAUGCUCCCUAGCUUUUUAGAAAAUAUGUGUUUAAAUGCCCUUUUUUCUUAAUUGAACCGCAAGGUUGAUGCCUGACUUCUGUUGUGGAGUAGAUACUUGUUUGGUAUUUCAAUGUCCCUCUGUUGAAAGCAUCAUAAUGCAAAUGCAGAAAAUAAGGCAAGGGAACUAUUGCUAUGUUUUCAGAAUGCCUUUGUUAUACUUUCAGGAAUCCUUUGGAUGAUUAUCUUAUAGGGAAUCGCAGUGAAGCAUAUGGUAACGUUGCCUUUCCAUAGAGUGCAUUGUAUAUUAGAAGCAGAGCAAUGCGAUCUAGCUAGCUAAAGACAAAAAUGAUCAGAUUCUCAAGGCUGUAGAGUGCUCUUUGCAAUUCUCGAGGGGCCCUAUGAGAGUGAAGGGGACAGAAGUUUGGUCAAGUGAAAGAAAGCCGUCUUGGGAAGUUUUUUUAAGAGCUGAAUCCCGUUGUGGAGUUGGCUUACGUUUUGAGCCUUGUCAGUGGGUCCAGUCCACCAGUAAGUUUAUUUUAGUGGUGCUUGCAUUAGUCAACUUAUUAGUAGAUUAAACUCAGCACAUUUUCUAAGCUGUCUCAUUGGCUCUUCUUUUUUGCAAUUUGCUGUUACUUUCUUUCCUCUCAGCAUGUGUCACUUUGAAGUCUAAAUGCCAAAAACAUUCAGCAGUGCUAUGCUUUACUGCUUUGAUAUAGACAAAUGCAUAGAAUUUCAGAGACAUUGCAAAAAGGAGUUCUCUGUCUGAUAAUUAUAUCAUACGAAGGAUUGUGUUUUCUGGUUAAACCAGGCAGCAGCCUGUGGAAACUGUCUUUUUCUUUUUUAAAAAAAAAAAGGUUUUCAAGAGAUAAAAGCAUGACUGCUAUUAAAGUUAUGAAGCUUUACAAAUUACCUACAAAUUAAUGGAAGUUGUGAGCUUUCUAGAACUACAUAAGGCAUAUGUCACAAGUAAGUUUGCUUGUAUGUGCCAUUUUCCUUGUAUCCUGAACUGGGUAAAUAAGCAAAAAAUAUUCACUGAAGAUUUGAGACCAAAAAUUUCUGGCCUUCAGAAUAAAGGAAGGCAGGAAGUGCCCCCACACACACCAAGUGAGACCAUGCCAUAUUAUAGAGGUGAUUCAUUGAUGACUGUAGUAAAUGACUUUGGGUCCUUUAUUGGGCAGCCCUUCCAAUAAUUAGGUUAAUUGCAUCCAUUCUUGCUCCUUUUUCCUUUGUGUGACACGCAUCUCCUCACGCUGGGGAGCAACUUACUGCUACUUAGUAAUAUGCUGUAUAUGUGGUGAUAAUUGUAUUUUGCAAGGAUACAGCUUGCAUUUUUUUAAAAGCCCCCAUUCUUGUGCAUGGCAUUGUGUGGGCAGAAAUCAUCAGGGUCCUGUUGGAGAGGAACUUCCACUGAUUAAGCAACAAAGCAUAUUCAUAGUGAAUGCCUCACUGUCCUUUCACAUAACCCCCAGCACUCAUGAAACAAAUCCCCUAGUAAUUCCUUUGUUCUCUUUCAUCCAUGUCUUUGCUUGGGUAGGAACAGGGAGAAGCUGAAGAAAGCUGAGUUGUUGUUGUUUUUUAAUGUGGAAAGCUGAGAGAAUCAUGAAUAAUUCCAUCCUACUGAAGGAUCUGAACACCUUGUGUUUUUCCUUCUCUUAAAAUACAUAUAUGCAUCUGUUCAGCUGAAGAUGCAAAUUAACAUAGGCUGUGUGAGAUUCAGUCUAGGGGUUCUUGAAAGCUGUCACUGAAGAAGGAGCUGCUGAAGCCAUCCAACAUUAUUUGAAGAUCCAUCGUUGUUAACUGUUGCAGUAGAGCGAAAUCAGCUGGUUCUGACUGGAGUGUUCGGGACAAUGAUCAAGAGGAAGGCAGUGAGAAAAUCUUGCUUAUAUUUUAUGUGGCUGUAGGGACCUCUGGUGCAUGUGCACAGCUACCUUACCUGUUGGUAUGUGUUUUAAUGGCCAUGCAAGCUCUUGUCUUGGCUGUGCCCAUCACUGGAAUGCAGCUGCUGGAGGGUUAGGCAAGGGUGACUGCAGGCCAAAAAUUGGUUCCUCACUUUUGGUUUGAAGUGCCAUGUUUACAGAAAGGGUUCUGCCCCCUCUCCCAGCCUUGGCAUGACCAUUACUUAAGUCAGACAUUCUGUCUGUCUAAAGAGGUACAAAACAAACAGGGAUAAUAGGGCUUUGUAUUUUCUUGUCUGUAAAUAAUAAUUAAAAAGUGACUGUGGAUUCCAAAUGACUGUCAAAUGGAGUUGUUAAUCUGCUUGUUGAUCACUCAUACUAAUGUUUCCUGGUGGCAAAUAAUAAAGAAUUUUAAAAGGAACUGGGUAUAAA